This is a messenger RNA of Pseudomassariella vexata, 442 nucleotides long. RefSeq lists its product as uncharacterized. The record is from RefSeq and is a predicted model, not a curated record. NCBI's taxonomy places the organism in Eukaryota, Fungi, Ascomycota, Sordariomycetes, Amphisphaeriales, Pseudomassariaceae. The transcript has a single exon. Bases 51 to 344 code for a protein of 97 amino acids.
GUUCGACUCCAUCCCAUCCCAGCACUCGGAACAGCGGAUAAAAGUAUAAAAUGAACAUGCUGGUUCUGGUUGAACCGCCUUGCACAUUUAUAUCAUGCCUGAAUUGUGAAUUUCCCAAGUCACAGAGGACUUGGUGCACUAGCAAACUACCUAUGCAUCUUCAUAGGGAAGCCGCCGCACCGAUACUUCAAACUACUAACUGCUUGUUUACUUCUACUCGCCGCUCUGUUCGAAUGCAUCCAAGCUUGACUACUCGAGCCAUCCACGAUGAUCUGUUCGAGGUGACAACGGGGCCAUUUAGCACCACUGUUGGUUUUUGGGUCGUCACAAGUGGCCGUGUUUGAGAUUCGACUGGGAUGGCUUCACUCGGGCCAAGAAGGAGACCACAGCUUCAGCGGGAAGAUCUGAUAGGUUUUUAAUCCAACCAAAUCCAGCCCAUCCA